Molecule: messenger RNA, 5155 nt
Organism: Manis javanica (Malayan pangolin)
Lineage: Eukaryota; Metazoa; Chordata; Mammalia; Pholidota; Manidae
Gene: ATE1
Product: arginyltransferase 1
Biological process (GO): protein arginylation
Cellular component (GO): cytoplasm
Molecular function (GO): arginyl-tRNA--protein transferase activity
Source: RefSeq, a predicted model, not a curated record
GUCGACGCGGCUGGAGCGGUCGCCUCGCGUGCAGUCCACCUGCACUGCCGGCGGCGCCCGGGGCCAGGCCCUCGCGGGGGAGCGCACAGGCCUAAGCCCCCACUCCCGCUUUCCUUCCCUUCUCGUUUCUUCCCAGACUGUUUCCCUUCACGCCCCGGGUCUCCGCCUCACCGAAUAUGGCGGUCCCUCUAAGGGAAGGAACAGAAACAGCGGAAGGUUGCCCUCGGUUAAGAUGGUGCGGGUGGCGUCAGCGCCGCGGGCCUGCGGGCAAGGCCGGCCCUGCAGGCGCCUGGGCAGCGUCGGGAGUUCCUCUGGGGCGCUCGGGCCGCGCGGUGCAUUGUGGGGUGGCGGCGGCCGAGCACCGGGUGCGUCGCGUUCGGAAGGCCGGGGCCAUGGCUUCCUGGGCCACUCCUUCGCCCAGCAUCGUAGAGUAUUUUGAGGGCGAGGACUCCUACCUCUGCGGCUACUGCAAGAACGAGACGGGCAGUCGUUCCAAUGGCAUGUGGGCGCAUUCCAUGACCGCACAGGACUAUCAGGAUCUUAUAGACCGAGGAUGGCGAAGAAGUGGGAAAUAUGUGUACAAACCUGUUAUGAAUCAAACAUGUUGUCCUCAGUACACAAUAAGGUGCCGACCUUUACAGUUUCAGCUAUCAAAAUCUCAUAAGAAGGUUUUGAAAAAAAUGUUGAAAUUUCUGGCUAAAGGGGAAAUUUCCAAAGGAAAUUAUGAGGAUGAACCCAUGGAGCCUACCAUGGAGGACGCCGUGUCGGGUGACUUUGCAUUAAUAAAUAAGUUGGAUAUACAGUGUGACCUUAAAACACUCAGUGAUGACCUCAAAGAGAGCUUAGAGAGUGAAGAGAAGGGAAGAAGCUCAAAGAAAGAAGACUCUCACGAAUUAAUUCAGCCACAAGGCACAGAGAAGUUGGGCUCUGAUGAACCAUCACAUUCUGUUAAAGUGCACACGGUUCCUAAGCCAGGCAAAGGAGCAGAUCUGAGUAAGCCUCCAUGUCGAAAAGCAAAGGAAAUCCGGAAAGAAAGGAAAAGGUUGAAACUCAUGCGGCAGAACCCAGCUGGAGGACUUGAGGGUCUCCAGGCUCCAGGUGGACCACCAUCUGUGUUCCCACCAAAGGCCAAACACAGCCAGGCCCCAUCACUGGAAGAUUUCAUUGUUGGCUCUUUGCCAGACAGUGGAUCACACAAGUUAGAGGUGAGGGUGGUGAGAUCAUCUCCACCAAGUUCUCAGUUCAAAGCCACAUUUCAGGAGUCUUACCAGGUCUAUAAACGUUACCAGAUGGUUAUUCACAAGGACCCACCUGAUAAACCAACUGUGAGCCAGUUCACAAGAUUUCUUUGCAGCUCACCUUUGGAGGCAGAAAAUCCCCCUAAUGGACCAGACUGUGGCUAUGGCUCCUUUCACCAGCAGUAUUGGCUUGAUGGAAAGAUCAUAGCUGUGGGGGUGAUUGACAUCCUUCCAUACUGUGUGUCAUCUGUGUAUUUGUACUAUGAUCCUGAUUAUUCAUUUCUGUCUUUGGGUGUCUACUCUGCACUACGAGAAAUUGCUUUUACUAGGCAACUUCAUGAGAAAACAUCUCAACUCAGCUAUUAUUAUAUGGGUUUCUACAUUCAUUCAUGCCCCAAGAUGAAAUAUAAGGGCCAGUAUAGACCCUCUGAUUUGUUGUGUCCUGAGACAUAUGUUUGGGUACCCAUUGAGCAGUGCCUGCCUUCACUUGAGAACUCAAAGUACUGCCGUUUCAACCAGGACCCAGAAGCAGUGGAUGAAGGUCGCAGUAAGGAACCUGACCGGUUGCAGGUGUUCCAUAAGAAAGCCAUCGUGCCUUACGGUGUUUACAAGACACAGCAGAAGGACCCCAGCGAGGAGGCCACCGUGCUGCAGUACGCGAGCCUGGUGGGGCAGGCGUGCUCCGAGCGGAUGCUGCUAUUCAGAAACUGAAGGGGCGCGGGCCGCCGCGCUGCCCACCCCUCCUGUGCUGUGCUGACCGGAAGGGCCACGGCGCUUCAUUACCCGGGGAAUUCCAUGCCGUCCACAAAUUAGACUGCUUUAUUUUUACUAUUGUAUGGCUUUUCUGAAAUGUUUUGUGGCAAUGUAUUUGUAAAGAUUUUAAAACUAUGUUAUGACCUAGCCUCAUAAUUGGGAUUUAUCAUUUGGAAGCUUGUUUUAUGAAUAAGAUGGUAAACUUCUCUUGUUAAUAUUUUGGGAAGUUAAAUUUUUAAGUGAAUCUUAAGUGAUUUACAUCAAAGUUUUGCUUUUCUGUUAGAGAAAUUAAAACAGACUGUUUUCCUCUGAUCCAUUUUAAACAUUAGUUUAUGCUAAAAAACUUUCUGUGCGGGGAAGCAGGUGGGCAGCUUGUUUCAUCACUUAGAAAAUGUCUUCUCAAGAGAACAAAACUGCUUUUACUCACUGUUCAAUAUUAAAUUACUGCUGAAUAUUAUGUAGUUUAAUAGGAGAUUCAAAAAAAGAAAAUACAAACAUUAAAAAAGGAUGUUAUGGUAACAUUGGAGGUCUGUUUAACCGGGAUAGUCCUAUCCAUGGCUGUCAUCUUGGCGUGAUUAUUUUUCCUAGAAAAAUUACUACAGAUGCUUCCCUUUACUCUCAAAAGUAUCCCACUUUGUACAAUAAAAUAUAUGAUUACCCUAGUUAUAUAUUUGCUCUAUUUCUAAAAAUCUGAGGAGAUUUUUUAGAAAAAUGUUAGUUCCUUCCUUGACCUAAGCCCCACCAAAUGUAAAUGCACACCAAUUUUUCAUUCCACAGUUGGUUAUUGAUUAAAAGUUAGUAACAUCUGACUAUUUUUAAAGCUAUGCUACAAAUCAUAUCUAAUGAAAUAGGAAUCAUUUUAACUUCUUUUCAAGGGCAAGAGGUGAAACGAUCCAUUUCCUGCCCUUUGGUUUGGGAGUCAGGAGGUGCUAGGUUUAGUCAUUUGAAGUGGAAGCCAGCUCCUUCUUUCCCUGUCUCUUGCUUUUGUUUGUUCGCUCACCUGUCCAGCAGAUGUCCCACGGUCAAGGUGGCAGGCACUGUUCUGGGAGGAGGAGAAGCGACAUGGCUGUUGGUAGUUGCGGUUGAGAGCGUUGGGGACAGUGUGCAGGACAGAGGAGGAUGUGCUUUCUCAGCGGGUCCCCAUCUGCUGCUGCCAGCUACUUGGCUACUGAGUCCUCUGCAGUCCCCAUUUUGCCCUUUUAUCAGUUUUCCAUUGGUUGAUGUUUUUAUAAACCAUAGUAUAAAACAGUAACUUGAAUCCCACUACUGAUUUUAAACUUUUCUCUUAAAUGCACUGAAAAUAGAUAAAACAUUAGAAAAUAACUUCAACUAGCUAGAAUACAAGGAAUAAUUUUAAAAUAUCAGAUGUCUAGAAAUUCAACAUCCAAAUAAACAGUGUAUUUAUUCAUUCAGAGGGUGUGUGUGUGUGUGUGUGUGUGUGUGUGUGACACCUGCCAUGUGCUGGCACUUUGCCUGAGGAUAGAGUAGUGAGCAAAACCAUUUUCUUCAAUCACAUGGAGAAAUUGCAUUCUUCUGUAAUUUUGUCUUUCAAAAUAGUCUCCCAUGAACAUUUUGAUAGACUUUUAUUUGGACUCUCCCUCAGAAUCUAUAGAAAUUUUUUUCUUUGUCUCUCUAAAUGGAGGUAGUGUAAUUAUUUUAUGAUUACAAAAAUGAUAAGCAAUUAAAACUUAAAAAGUAUAAAUAAGAAAGCAAAGACGAUUUGAAAUCCUACCAUACCAGAGAAAGAAUUGUUAUAUAUAAAUAUAUAUGCGCACAUGUAUAUAAUUUUGAUAUAAAUAGAAUUAUAUGUCCUACAUACUGUUUUGUUUCCUCAUCCCGAAGUUAUGGACAUACCUGAGUUUCAAAAACAAUUUCAAAAUCUCAGUCAGGUAGAGUCCGUAUUUGAUACCCUUGGCACUGAAUGCCUGUGUUGGUAUUGGCUGCAUUAUCCCCUUUUUCAUCUUAGUGAUUAGCAUGUAGAAUGGUAUUCAGAAAGAUCACAAGAUGAAGAGAAACUUUAAUCUUAAAUCUUACCACAUCUCUGUUUUCUUCCUGCAGAAUUAAGUUUAGGGCUCCUUCAGAAGAAGACGAACAGUUACCCCUAUCUGGGAACCAUGGGGCUGGCUCUGAGGGUGGCAUUCUGGGUUGGCUUCAGUGACUCUCCAGAGACAUCUGGGCAUGAAGAGUCUUUUGCCUGGUUGCUAUAUUCGUGCACUGUUCAUUCAGGAAUAGUCACCAUGUAGAGCCUAAUGGGCAGAGUGUCUCAAAAGGGACUUCUUUGUUUUUCUUGAGCCCUAGCUGAGUGAAUAUUGACUGUGGGCUAGAAAAGGACAGUUAAGGAAAAUGACCCAGCUUUGUCAGUUACAAGCAGUCUGUCUGAGAAGUCUGAUUUUGUGUUAGGGCUUUCAUCUAAAGAAAGACACAUGAGAACCUUUCAGAGACAGUUUAUAUCUUUUCAAGCCUGGAAGCUGUGCAUUUGCAGUCCUAGUGUUGUAGUCCUCUGAUUUCAGGUGAAUUCACACCUACCUUCCUGUCUAGGGAGAAAAAAAUGUAAUAUGUAAUAGUCCCCAUGCUAUCAUCUUUAUUUAAAUUAUUUCAGUCCUGUGAGAUUUUUGUUAUCUUUUUUUUAAAUGUAAUCUGAGCACUUUUUUCUAAAAGAUAGAGGAUAUUAUCAGAUAAAUAUAUUAUUUGAUCAAAAUUAUUUAGGUAAGAAAUUAUUACUGUUUAUGUUUGCUUUCAAAUGACUUGUCCUUUUUAUUCAUUUUGCAAAAUAUCACGUGUGUGCUUAAUACACUGGAAUCUUAAGUAAAUGAACAUUUUUGGAUUUCUGAACAGUAUAUGGUUUGAUUUUAUAUGCCUUAUAUUUCAGGGUGAAUAAAGAUGAGAAAGAAUAUAAUGACCUGUUACCUGAAAUGUAUCUGUUGUUACUAACUUUAAAAAAACAAAGGAAAUGAAACAGGAAUAAUUGGGAAAUAGUAGAAAUUAUUCAAAUGUGUAUUCUUUUCCAAAAGAAAACCAAUGAUUGUAAGGCAAAACAAGUUUGAUUGCAUGUGAUAUUUUUUUGUUCUUGUAUAUGCUUUUGAACAGUCCAUUUGAUAAAACUUGAAUGGAAAAAAAAUAAAGCUGUUUCUAUCGCAUUGGCUCUUGCCGGUCAAUAUUUGAAA